Vicia villosa (hairy vetch) is the source of this 513-nucleotide messenger RNA. RefSeq lists its product as uncharacterized. The transcript has a single exon. The coding region runs from base 1 to 513 and encodes 170 amino acids. NCBI's taxonomy places the organism in Eukaryota, Viridiplantae, Streptophyta, Magnoliopsida, Fabales, Fabaceae. The record is from RefSeq and is a predicted model, not a curated record.
AUGCAAUAUGAAUUGGAGAUGAGUCUUGUUGGUGAAUUAACAUACUAUCUAGGACUUCAAGUAAAACAAAUGGAUGUUUCUAUCUUCAUCUCUCAAAGCAAGUAUGCCAAGAACAUUGUGGAAAAGUUUAGUAUGGAAAACGCUAGUCAUAAAAGGACACUUGAACCUACUCAUUUGAAAUUAUCUAAAGAUGAAAAAGGUGUUAAUAUGGAUCAAAGUCUAAAGAGAAGCAUGGUUGGUAGCUUGUUAUACCUUAUAGGCAGUAGACUUGACAUCACAUUUAUUAUGGGUGUUUGUGCAAAAUAUCAGGCUGAACCAAAGACAAGUCACAUCAAUCAAGUGAAGAGGAUUUUGAAGUAUAUCAAUGGUACGAGUGACUAUGUAAUGUUAUACUCUCAUGGUUCAGAUUCCAUGCCGAUGCGGUAUUGUGAUGCAAAUUGGGCAGGUAGUGCCGAUGAUAGAAAAAGCAUCUCUAUUGGGAUGUUUCUUUUUAGGAAACAAUCUGUUCUCUAA